Scleropages formosus (Asian bonytongue) is the source of this 1690-nucleotide messenger RNA. It is a transcript of the gene amy2a, whose product is annotated as amylase alpha 2A. Gene Ontology annotation, biological process: carbohydrate metabolic process. Lineage: Eukaryota; Metazoa; Chordata; Actinopteri; Osteoglossiformes; Osteoglossidae. Gene Ontology annotation, molecular function: alpha-amylase activity; cation binding. The coding region runs from base 126 to 1673 and encodes 515 amino acids. The record is from RefSeq and is a predicted model, not a curated record. The transcript is spliced from 11 exons.
AACGAGCCGCCAGUUUCACGUGCGGCGCGCGGAAGGCUCGGGCUUACAGUUUACUACCGUUUUUAUAAACGCAUUUGUAGAAAAUUAUACUCUCGGCAGGAAAUCCAUUAGUUUUCCAUGUGAAAAUGAUGAGAAUGCAGCUCCUGGUUCUUGCAGCCAUCCUUGGACUGAGCUCGGCUCAGUACGACCCUCACUUUAAGAACGGCCGCACGUCCAUCGUCCACCUGUUCGAGUGGAGAUGGGAAGACAUAGCGCUGGAAUGUGAGCGUUAUUUGGCCCCUAAUGGGUUUGGUGGAGUUCAGAUCUCUCCGCCCAAUGAACACAUCGUUCUGGACUAUCCCUGGCGUCCAUGGUAUCAGAGGUAUCAGCCAAUUGGAUACAACUUGUGCUCCCGUUCUGGAACAGAGGCUGAACUGAUAAACAUGGUGGAGCGGUGCAAUAAUGUUGGGGUGAACGUGUAUGCGGACGUGGUUAUCAAUCACAUGUGCGGAGCAGGCGGAGGAGAGGGUAGGCACUCUUCCUGUGGGUCUUACUUCAGUGCCACCCGGCUGGACUUCCCCACCGUGCCAUACUCCAACCUGGACUUCAAUGACGGAAAAUGCAGUACGGGCAGUGGAAACAUUGAGAACUACCAAGACAUCUACCAGGUGCGUGAUUGUCGCUUGGUUGGCCUCCUGGACCUAGCCCUUGAGAAAGAUUAUGUCCGUGGGAAACUGGCGGACUACUUGAACAAGCUGAUCGACAUAGGAUUUGCUGGUUUCCGGGUGGAUGCCUCUAAGCACAUGUGGCCAGGCGACUUGGAUGUUGUUUAUAGCAGGCUUAACACUCUCAACACCAGAUGGUUCCAGGGUGGUGCGAAGCCCCUCAUCUUCCAAGAGGUUAUCGACCUUGGUGGAGAACCAAUCACAGCAAGUGAGUACUUUGGUUUGGGCCGUGUUACUGAGUUCAAAUAUGGAGCCAAACUUGGCACAGUCAUCCGCAGGUGGAAUGGAGAGAAAAUGUCCUACCUAAGUAAUUGGGGAGAGGGCUGGGCCCUUGUGCCCUCUGACAGAGCUCUGGUGUUUGUGGACAACCAUGACAACCAGAGGGGCCAUGGAGCUGGCGGCGCCUCCAUUAUCACCUUCUGGGAUUCUAGAUUGUACAAAAUAGCCAUUGGCUUUAUGCUAGCUCACCCCUAUGGCUUGACUAGAGUAAUGUCCAGUUAUCGUUGGAACAGGAACAUUGUGAAUGGUGCGGAUCAGAAUGACUGGAUUGGGCCACCAAGCUAUUCUGAUGGUACCACUAAGCCUGUCUCUAUCAACCCUGACACUACAUGUGGAGACGACUGGGUGUGUGAACACCGCUGGCGCCAAAUCAGAAACAUGGUUAUCUUCCGGAAUGUUGUCAAUGGACAGCCCUUCUCUAACUGGUGGGACAAUGGAAACAAUCAGGUCGCUUUUGGACGUGGUAACCGUGGAUUCGUUGUCUUCAACAAUGAUGACUGGAAUUUGGAUGUGACUCUCGAUACUGGCAUGCCCGGUGGCACCUACUGCGACGUCAUCUCUGGUCAGAAAGAGGGAAACAGUUGUACAGGGAAACAAAUCACUGUUAGCAGCGAUGGGAAAGUCCACUUCAGUAUCAGCAACGUGGAAGAGGAUCCAUUUGUUGCUAUUCAUGCUGACUCAAAGCUGUAAGACAAAUUAAAAUAAAA